Molecule: messenger RNA, 1755 nt
Organism: Vanessa atalanta (red admiral)
Lineage: Eukaryota; Metazoa; Arthropoda; Insecta; Lepidoptera; Nymphalidae
Product: neural/ectodermal development factor IMP-L2-like
Exons: 7
Coding region: 371-1141 (256 amino acids)
Cellular component (GO): neuron projection
Source: RefSeq, a predicted model, not a curated record
GCGAAUAAAAGACGUGUAUUUUUUUAUCGAUUCUAUCGAUAUCAAAGCAUUUUGAGCGUACACGUCACUAUUUUCUUUCUGACGGGACUCGCGUUCGAUUUUGAAAUAUACCGCCAAUUUACUAUUUAACUUUUUUUUCUGUUUGUGUAUUUUCGCGCGUUUCUGUGAUGCCACUUAUGUAUCUGUGAACACGUGGGUGGAUUGUAAUACAUUUUUUUUUUUAUUAAAAACAAAAUGUUAAAUGUGUCUCGAAUACAAUAUUAUACGUAUUUCGCUAUAAAGUAGUUAAAACUGUAUAAAAACUCUGUCAGUAUAUCCAGUAUUACGAAGGCGCCUAAAAUAGAUAAGACCUAGAAUCUCAUUAUACAUAAUGUAUCUUAUAUACAUAAUCGCUGUGGUCCUGGUGGGCUGCGGGAGGGCGGCAAAUGUAAACAGACACAUGAAGUUACUAGAAAUUGAAAAUCACAUAGAUAAAAGUGUAGUACAGACGCCCCAAUCAAAACGCUUCAUAACUAUUACGAAGAGGCCGGGACCCCACAUCAUACACAGGCCCGGCACCACACUCGAGCUUACUUGCGAAGCGAUCGCUGCUCCAGCGCCCGCUGUACACUGGUUUAGAAACGACGCCCCUAUUUAUGAGUACGAUAAAGAAUCAAAUGAAAUAAUGGAUACGAAUCCGACGUCCGUCGCGAGGGUCGCUUCCACGUUGCUGAUAACUCGGUCCGAGACACCGGCGGAGUAUUCGUGUCUUAUUGUUUCUGGAAUGAAAACAGCACGAGCCUCAACCAUUGUUUACAGCACAGAUGGCAGCACCGAAAUAACUGAGCGUUCCAAGCUUGUUCCUUUAUCGCCGAGAAUCCUCGUAUCAUAUAAAGUUUUCGUCGACACGAUAGGCAGCAAUAUCGUGCUACCUUGCAGGGUCAAAGGUCACCCUCGACCAGUGGUGGUUUGGAGGGAUAAGGACGGCGUGGUCAUUGAGAACGACAGUAGAAUGAAGGUGCUGCGUUCCGGCGAGCUGGUGAUCACUUCGCUUCUCUGGAGCGACAUGGGCGAGUUUACGUGCAGAGCCAGCAAUCUCUUCGGAAGUACCCAGAUCAAGACAUUCGUUUAUCCGGCUCGGCCGAAUGAAACCGACGGAUAAUCGGCAGCAAAUAAACAAACGAAGUUCCUGUUGAUAGUUAAGAUUGUAAGAGCACUUCACACGCUCCCCGUAACGCUGCGAUGUAUUUGAAUUUAUAAAUACAUUUCUAAUUAUUUUGGUUACAUAAUGUUAUUUGUAAAUAACUUGAACGGAAUAUAAAAUAUUGUAUGAUAACGGCUGGUCCGGAAGUAUUAAAAAUAUGUUUAAAUAUUUAUACAAACUAUAUACUAUGUAUUAAAGAGUACCGCACUGUGUACCGCAAAUUAAUUCAAUAAGAUUCUUUAUAUAACUUGAUAAAAAUAUCAUAACCUUGUGACUAUAUUAAAUUUUAUUCAGUAGAAAACAGAAACAGUCUUAAAAAAAUGAUUAAGAAAUUGAAAUCACAAUGACAGCAUAUCCGAUUUUAAAAUCUAACGCCAUUCAUAUUCUUGGUUUUCAAUGUCAUCGAUAGAUGGCGCUAGAGGUGUAUCAAGAUAUCUGUUUUAUGAUCUUGUUUCUGACGAAUAUACGUAUUAAACAAAUGAGUUACAAGUUUUUCUUACUUUAAUACUUUAUAAUACUUUAUGAAAAUGUAAUUGUGACCAGUGAUUAGAAAAGUUAAAUACAACAAAACG